Heterostelium album PN500 is the source of this 360-nucleotide messenger RNA. RefSeq lists its product as uncharacterized. Bases 1 to 360 code for a protein of 119 amino acids. Lineage: Eukaryota; Evosea; Eumycetozoa; Acytosteliales; Acytosteliaceae. The transcript is spliced from 4 exons. The record is from RefSeq and is a predicted model, not a curated record.
AUGAAGUCAUCAACCAAUCCCGUCCAACCGAUGGUAAACCAAGAGUAUAAAUACCCGAGAGAACUCCUUGUUUCGAUAUCUCAUUUAUUAAUAUCGAAUCAAGGAUUAGAAUUUUUUUUAAAUCCAAUUCACCACACUUUUUGGCUUUGGAAAAGUUUGAGCGGUAGAGCCAGAGAUCAUGUUCAUGAUAAGUUCAACGAGAUGUAUUGGUGUACCAACAUGAAGUUGAGGAUGGAUCCAGGCAAUAUGGACACUUUAGGAGUAUUGGCAACUACAUGCCACUACUUUAUACUGUUGUUCAUCAACACGCAACUACUGUUAGAUCUAUUCUAUCCUAAUACUACUCAACUUAUUAAUUAA